CACGAAGGCGGCCGCGCGAGGCCUCCUCCUCCUCCUCCCUCGUCGCCGCUCCGCCCUCCGGCCCCCGCAGGAAGAAAAGAGGCGGAGGAGGCCGCGGGGAAGCCGCCACGCACGGCCAGAAGCGGCGGCGGGGGAUAGAAGCAGCGGCAAAGGCCUCUUCCCUCCCUCCCUCCCUCCCUCCCUCCGCGGCCGGAGGGUCCCCGCGGCCUCGAGGCGUUUCCGAGAUGGUUUGAUUGAAGACUCCUGCCUCAGUUGUGCAAAGAUUUGACCCAGAACUUUUUCAGUCAAGGGGUACGAUCAGCUGUGAAAGCAAUGAAUGAGCCAAGAGCUGCUGGGACAGAUCGGGAGCCAAAAGGAACAGAAAAAAACCCCGGUGCCACUCAUCGCCAGCAUAAGAAGGAGCGCCUGGGAUGGGGAGCGUCACAACAUUGCCGAAGGGAGACCUAUCACGGGAUGCAGGAGCUCUGGGAAGCCCAGCUCCAGCAGUUCCUGAAAUCUCUGCAGCCCAUUUUAACGGGACGGGGAAACUCUGGGAUGUCCGAGGCUUCUCCCUGGGAGGACACCAAAGAGUUUCUGGCCUCCUUUGAGCAAGUGGCCAAAGCUUGCCGAUGGCCCCGGGACCAGUGGGCGGCCCAUCUCCUGCCGGCCCUGAGCGGAGAAGCGGAAGAGGCCUUCCGAGGUCUGGAAGCCCGAGACCAGGAAAACUAUGAGAAAGUGAAGGCCGCCAUCUUGCGGGGGGAAGCCCUGAGAACGGAGAGGCAGCGGCAGCACUUUCGGCAGUUCUGCUGCCAAGUGGUAGAGGAUCCCCGGAGGAUCCACAGCCAACUCCAGGAGCUUUGCCGCCAGUGGCUGAAGCCGGAGAGACGCACCAAGGAGCAGAUCCUGGAGCUGCUGAUCCUGGAGCAGUUCCUGGCCAGCCUCCCACCGGAGCUCCGGAGUUGGAUCCAAGCCAGGAGGCCGGAGUCGUGUUCCCAGGCCGUGGCCCUGGUGGAGGACUUCUUAAUGAGUCAACAGGAGGCCAAAACCAGGACAUCUCAGGGGCGUUUAAAGGAAAAACCCGUGGAUUUCCUACCGGCAGUUGCAGAGAUGGAGCCUCUAAAUGCCACAAAGGGACCAAUCUACGGUGAAACUGAUCCAAAUGUGGAGGCCAAUUUGCUGGGCAGUGGACCGAAAUACCCAAGUCUCUCUCCUUUGCCGUUUCCUCCUGAAGGAGAAGAAGCAGGCCAGACUGGUGGGAAAGAGGGAUCCAAAGAUGUCAAGGAACCUGGAGGGUCUCUGCAGAUUGUGAAGCAGAGCAUGACCCAGCCAGGCCAGCAGACUAUGCUGUGGCACGUCCUGCAGGAGGAGGAUGACUCAAAUACGGAUAUUUUGGGAGACGAAAUGGGAAAUUACAUCAAGGUGGAGAUUCCUCAGUGUGGAGAAGCUGAAACAGAGGAUAACUCCAGGAUGGGGCCACAGAUCGGAUACGACCAGGUGCCCGUCAAACAUGAGAGGCUGGAAGGACGAUCUGAAUCACGAGAGACCCAGGAUGGAUCGCCAGUCGGGGCAGGAAAGGACUGUUUUGAGCUGGGAGAAGUUCAUUGGAAGAGAUACCAGAGAACGUCCCUUCCGAAUUCCUCCCACUUUCCUAGAGAGGUUGGUCAUGAGAUCCCGGAAGUUUUCCCAAGCCACCCACCUCCCACAAAGAAGCCCCGGAGCGGUCCUGAGCACAGCGUGGUCUGGGACCACUUUGAGUUGGAUUCGGAGGACCCCUGCUACGGCAUCUGCACGCACUGCAAGAGACGGGUUAGCCGAGGCAAGAACUCAAAACAUUUUUCAACAUCUGGGUUGCUGAAACAUCUGCAGAGGCAUCACGGCAACAUCGUUCUGGCUGCCAUCGCCACGACGCAAGCCAUGUUGCCGACUAGCAGUAAGUCGAAUGGACCUGUUCUGAUGCCCAAUGCUUUGCCCCAGUGCUGGACGAAGCAGAAGUCACCCGGUAAAAGACAGGCCGGUCCAAAGCCAUCGGAAGUGACCCGUGCUAUUGCCCAGAUGAUGGCUUUGGAUGACCAGCCCUUCAGCAUGGUGGAAGAGGCAGGUUUCCAGCACCUCCUGAAGUUGCUUGCCCCCAACUAUAAAAUCCCAUCCGGUACCACCUUCAGCAGACAGAUCGUGCCUUCCCUGUAUCAGGCCUGCAGGGAGGAGGCCUUGGGGAUGUUUCAAACCCCAGCACCUCCGGCCAGUGUGAACUUGAGCUCCGAUGAAGAGACUUCCGAGGCGGCCGGCGAUCGUCCUCCCCGCCCAGCCCUGAACCGCCUGCUCGGAAGCCCGGAGGGCCAAGCCGGCUUCUCGAUCGCUCGGUGUUGGCUGCGGCUGGAGAAGGAGGCACAUCCCGGAGCCCUCUUGAGCCGUCUUCCAUCGGGAAUGAAAGCAAUGAAGGAGGGCGUUUCGGUAGAGCCCAGAUUGGAAGUGGGACCAGACGGAUCUGGAAAAGCCACCAUCCCUCUUAUGUCGGAAGGCAGGAUCAAGCCGCCGGGAUGGGGAGCAUCACGCAAGAACAAAGGGGAAUCUCGCAAAGCGAGGCAACAGUGCUGGGAGGCCCAGUGGCAGGAGUUCCUCAGGACCCUCCAGCCCGGAAGAGGACAAAACCCCCUGAUGAUGUCAGAGGCUUCCCCCUGGGAAGACCCCAAGGCCUUCCUGGCCUCCUUCGAACAGGUGGCCACAGCCUGCCGGUGGCCCAGAGGAGAAUGGACGGCCUGUCUGCGGCCAGCUCUGAGCGGAGGAGUGGAAGAGGCCUUCCGGACCCUGGACACCAGAGACCAAGAGGAUUAUGAGAAGGUCAAGGCGGCCAUCUUGCGAGGGGAAGCCUUGAGGACGGAGAUGCAACGCCAGCAUUUUCGGCAGUUCUGCUGCCAGGAGGUGGGAGACCCCAGGAGGCUCUACGGACAGCUCCACCAGCUGUGUCUCCGGUGGUUGAGGCCGGAGAGACGCACCAAGGAGCAGAUCCUGGAGCUGCUGAUCUUGGAGCAGUUCCUGGCCAGUCUCCCACCUGAUCUCCAGAGCUGGAUUCAAGCCAGGAGGCCAGACACGUGUCCCCAGGCGGUGGCCCUGGUGGAGGACUUCCUUCGGAGUCAGGAACAGAUCAGAUCAGGGUCAUGGCAGGCUUCCUUAAAGGAAGAGCGGAUGGAUUUCUUGCACGUGGAGGAAAAACCUCUGGAAGCUAUGAAGACAGAAAAUGACCACGAAGCGGGGACUGAGCCAGCCCUCCCAACAGACCAGGAGCAGGGUGGAAACCUAGAUUUUUCGGAUGAUGUAAGAGAGUCUGAGGUUAACGAAGAGAAUUUGUAUUAUGGACAAAAUGCAUUGGAGGAAAAAUACAGAAUAACUCCACAGAUAAACUACAGGAAUAAGGAAGAGAUUGCAGAAAUGCAGGGGGAAGGAGCCGGGUCUGAAAACCAGGAGAGAACAGAAAGAGAGGGGAGAAAGAAUGAAAGUAUGGAAUCCCUUAUCCAAAAUACCAGUAAGUCCAGUAAGGAAGAAAUGCCCGUGUUCUCCAAAUACGGUAGAAGGUACCGCUAUAGAGUAGAACGCGACGUGCUCCAUUCCAGCGAGGAUUAUGAAGCACGUCCCAAUUCAGAAGAGAACACCCAGCCUAAUUCCUCUGUUAGGCUGCUGGAGGAAGCCAAAAUAAGUGAGAAAACGCACACAUUCUUUGAACGUGGGAAAGAAAGUCGCUAUCAGAAUGAAGAACUUCGCCCGUCUCCUGAAGAUGAGGAAAACGUGACUCGCGCAGACUCGCCGAGGAGAAUUCUGACAGGCCCGACAGAAAAUAGACAGUACGAAUGCUCUCAGUGUGGGAAGCGCUUAAGUACAAGAAGAAACCUGAAAUUACACCAGAGAAGUCACACCGGAGAAAAGCCGUACGAAUGUUUCCAGUGCGGGAAGUGCUUCAGCCAGGCUGGAUGUCUGAAGACCCACCAAAGAUUUCACACCGGAGAGAAACCUUACAAAUGUUCCCAGUGUGGAAAAUAUUUCAGGCAGGCAGGAUAUUUGAAGACCCACCAAAGGUUUCACACCGGAGAGAAACCUUACAAAUGUUCUCACUGCGAUAAAUACUUCAGUCAGUCAGGAUAUCUGAAGACCCACCAAAGAUUUCACACUGGAGAGAAACCCUAUGAAUGUUCACAGUGUGGGAAGUGCUUCAGUACGGGAAUUAACUUGAAGAGGCAUCAGAUGAUUCACACCGGAGAGAAACCCUACGAAUGUUCACAGUGCGGGAAGUGUUUUCGGCAAGCAGGAAAUCUGAAGAGCCAUCAAAGAACUCAUACCGGAGAGAGACCCUAUCAAUGUUCUUAGUAUGAGAGGUAACUCAACUGAGAACACAAGUCUUAUCAUAGUCCUUUCAGGACUUCCACACCAAUUUGCACUAUUCAGGGCACAAAUAAACCUCCAAGUGGCCUCAACAACUCUCAGAAAGAGCGCUAGUGACCAGAUGACUUCAAGGAAUAUAAAUCCUUCCAUCUUCCACCAUUUGGUCAGAACUGAAGAAGCUUCUUGGAUGAGAAGCGAAACGUCUUCAAGGAAAAACUUGCUUUUUGAAAAAGCACCUUUGCGACAACCAUGAGCUGGAUGACUGAGAAUCUCCACAGGCAAACUCAACUGACAUGUAUGAUUAAGAAAAUAUGAGAAACUUCGUUGUGCACAGAUGGAAAUAUCUGGAAGUAACCAAAACGAGAGAACAAUCAUCAGAGAUUCCAUACAAGAUUUGACGAACUGUAGAUAAGUGUACUUAUGGUAAUUUGAAAUUAAAAGAAUGUUGUCAGUAUUAUAUACAUUCUUUCAUCAAUCAGGCAGGGUUUUUUCAAAGCUUCCAAAAAAAAAAGUUUGGGAAGGUUUGGGAAGGAUUUGGGAAGGAUUUAAACUUGAUUAUUUGCUUAGGACAUUUGCUUGAUCAUUUGCUUAGGACAUUUCCUGACACAGAAUUCCUUUUUAAUUCAGGACUUUAAAUUUAAUUGAUUCAGAAAAUUACUGCUUAUUAAGAUACAUUUUCUAGAAUCUAGACAGCCUUGGAAAUGUUAAAUUUUUAAAAUGUUAAUACCACUUGGUAAGGCCACAGUUGGAAUAUUGCAUUCAGUUUUUGGUUGUCACGAUGUAAAAAAGAUGUGGAGACUCUAGAAAGAGUGCAGAGAAGAGCAACCAAGAUGAUUAGGGGACUCAAGGAUAAAACAUAUCAAGAACGGUUGCCGGAACAGGGUAUGUCUAGUUUAAUAAAAAGAAGGACUAGGUGAGACAUGAUAGCAGUCUUCCAAUAUCUCAGGGGCUGCCACAAAGAAGAGGGAGUCAAACUAUUCUCCGAAGCAUCUGAGGGCAGGACAAGAAGCAACAGAUGGAAACUAAUCAGGGAGAGAAGCAACUUAGAACUAAGGAGAAAUUUCCUGACAGUUAGAACAAUUAAUCAGUGGAACAACUUGUCUCCUCCAGAAGUUGUGAAUGCUCCAACACUGGAAUAUUUUAAGAAAAUGUUGGAUAACCAUCUGUCUGAAAUGCUAUGGGCAGGGAUGAAAUGUAAAAUUUGUUACUACCGGUUCUGUGGGUGUGGCUUGGGGGGGGUGUAAUGUGAUUGGGUGAGUGUGGCCAACUUUUUUUUUUUACUUUUAAAAGCAUUUUUUCUAC
Messenger RNA from Ahaetulla prasina, 5652 nucleotides. RefSeq lists its product as uncharacterized. Bases 313 to 4335 code for a protein of 1340 amino acids. Lineage: Eukaryota; Metazoa; Chordata; Lepidosauria; Squamata; Colubridae. The transcript has 12 exons. Gene Ontology annotation, biological process: regulation of transcription by RNA polymerase II. The record is from RefSeq and is a predicted model, not a curated record. Gene Ontology annotation, molecular function: DNA-binding transcription factor activity, RNA polymerase II-specific; RNA polymerase II cis-regulatory region sequence-specific DNA binding.